Brenthis ino (lesser marbled fritillary) is the source of this 1686-nucleotide messenger RNA. The record is from the annotation of a GenBank genome assembly. Lineage: Eukaryota; Metazoa; Arthropoda; Insecta; Lepidoptera; Nymphalidae.
AUGAGUAUGCCACCUAACGAUCCCGGGCCGGAACAGUUUCAACAGUUUCCAUCAAAUAGGAUUAUUGUGAUCCAUCCUGGAUCUCUUUAUGUGAGAAUAGGACGAGCAUCUGAUUUGUUACCAGUCAAACAACUACACUGUAUAGCAAGGAAGAGAAGACCUGGAGGUAAAAUCUACAGGGACCCAUUCAUACCACCAAGUGUGCCAAAAACUAAAGAAUUAAUAGAAGAAUUAGAAGAAUGUCGGUUACAAAUAUCACAUACGUUACAAUCUUGCAUGCAGUCAAAUGGAGCUCGAAGAUAUGCAACACCACCACAACAAAUUGCUGCUUUCAACCGCCGAUCACUACCAGAAGCUGUUAAUGACGGAGAACCGUGGCCUCAAGUGCAAUGUGAAAUCGUUAUUGGUGAUCUUGUACUAGACAUUGAUCCUGAGCUACCUUACAAUAUACAUUUCCCUUUUAGAAGAGGUGACUUUAAUUUACAUUCAGAAGUAGGGGGCUCUAUUUCAUCAGUUUUAAAUGAUUUGUAUACAAUUUGGAGCUCAAUAAUAGAAUAUAAGCUGGGUAUACCUCUUAUAGAGCUUGUCAAGUACCGUUGUGUAUUAUUAAUACCAGAUAUAUAUACCAGAAGUCAUUUAAAAUAUCUUACUUCAUUGCUACUAAAAGAUUUAGGUUUUGGACAUUGUUUUCUGGUCCAAGAGAGUGUUGGUGCCACUUUUGGAGCUGGUAUUGGUUCUGCAUGUGUUGUUGAUAUUGGUGACCAGAAAACUGCUAUUUCAUGUGUUGAAGAUGGAAUCUCUCAUAAAAUAACUAGGUUAAGAAUGGACUAUGGAGCUGGUGAUGUGUGUCAAGCAUUAUCCUGGAUGUUCCAUAAAAGUGCUUUUCCUUACAAAAACUGGACUGAAAAUGUACCCAGAGAUGUCAUUCUCAUGAGAAAUCUCUAUCAAGAUUUCUGUCAUGUAAACUUAGAUGUUUGUGGACCGCAAGAAAAAACCUUUUUAGUAGAUCAUCCAGGUGAUAUUGUUAAUAAAUAUACAUUACAAGUAGGUGAUGAAUGCAUUAUCUCGCCACUGUCAUUAUUUUACACAGAUUUACUUAAAAUAACAGGCCCAAAGGCUACAAAAAUUCAAAACAGACAACCUAGUGAUGCUGAAGAUCCAUUCGAUGCGGAGUUCUUAAGAGAAACAGGUAGAAAGCGAGAAGCUGCUGAUGCUACAACUACUGAAAGCCAACAAUUUGAAGGGGCAAAUGAAAGUCAACCAACUACAAAUCCAGAUGAAGAUAUAGUAGUGGAUACAUUAGAAGGUGGCCCCGGAGAAGUGUCUUUAGCACCAGGUCAAGUACUAAGUCUAGAUGCAGCAAUACUACAGAGUAUUGACAGAUGUCCGAGUGAAGAGUUAAAACGUAAAAUGUACAGUAGCAUUUUGAUUAUUGGUGGAGGUGUUAAAGUCCAUGGACUAAAUUUAUGGUUACAAAAUAGAUUAGCUUUACAAAUUCCCUAUACUUAUAAGACUGAACAGUUAGAAAUAGUUACUUCACCUAAGGAUAUUGAUCCAGCGAGCACUGUAUGGAAGGGUGCUGCCGUCAUGUCCUGUUUGGAAUCGGCCAUGGAACUUUGGAUCAAUCAAAGAGAAUGGAACAGAUAUGGAUUGAAAAUUCUAAGAGAAAGAGCUCCAUUUAUUUGG